AUUAUUCCUUUGCCACCCCAACCCGGCCCAUUACACCACCAUUUCACGGCGUCUGGCCUGGGCGGUUGAAAGCGUAUCCGCCCUGGUCGACGAUCAACGUCUCAAAUGACGUGUGAAAACUAGAUUUAUUCGAUAAAUAAAAGCUUACCUUUUCACCAUCUGCAUUGUUUAAUUUCCCUUUGAAUUCUCUCUCUCCAAUUUGAAAUUUGGUUUGGAGAACAAAGUUGAGAUGGGAGAGCCAUGGGAUCAAGAGAGGCCUCUUUAUGAGUUGGAAACGGAGGAGCUGAAGUGUUUAGAGCACGUGCCGCCGUUCUGGAAGACUCCCAAGUCAAAAAGGAGAUUGUCCAAGCAGCUGUCUCUGUGUAUUGCCCCGCGAAAUGUUGCAUGGGAGAAGCGCCGCCAACAGUUUCUCCGGCAAGAGCAGAGGAGAAAUGGCAUUCAUGAAACCGAUGAUUUGACGGAUGAGGAUCUCAAUGAGUUAAAAGGAUGCAUAGAGCUCGGGUUUGGGUUCAAUGAAGAAGAUGGACAAAGGCUAUGCGACACGAUCCCUGCCCUAGACCUUUAUUUUGCGGUGAACCGCCAAUUCUUGAUGAGUCCCAUCCCGAGCCCCGCCAGCAGCCGCUCAGAGCCAUCACUCAGAGGCCCUCCAUCGCCCUCUUCCGUGUUGGUUGGAGGCCGGUCCUCCUCUACUAGCCCGAGGAGCGAUUCUGAUUGGAAGAUUUGCAGUCCGGGUGAUGAUCCUCGACUGGUGAAGCGAAAGUUGAAGCAUUGGGCACAAGCAGUGGCCUGUUCUGUUAAGCAAUUCUCAUGAGCAAAUAUCAAAUUAAUUUGUACAGAGAUCAGACUGAAAUUACAUUGUUACUUAUAUUGGAUGUCACUCCAGAAUGUCGGCUUAAUUCGCAGGUAAAGCCAAGCAUGGUGGAGUAGCGAAACUAAAAGCCAAUUCAGAAGGUAGACGGGAUAAUUGUGAAUCUAGUCGUGUCAAUACGGGCAAUGCAUAGUAGUUAUGUUCGAAAAUUAUCGAACUAUGCCUGUAAGCAAAGUUUUGAUGUUAUUAGAUGGCGACCUUUAUCCAAGAGUAGCCCAAAAAGGUUGUGGAUUAUUUACUAUAGAAUAUAAAUUGUACAAAUAUUUACAAGUUGUUAAGACAUUCCUUUUGGAAACUAUAAUAAGUUUAUUGAGUAGUGAUGGUGAA
Messenger RNA from Olea europaea var. sylvestris, 1195 nucleotides. RefSeq lists its product as uncharacterized. The coding region runs from base 230 to 811 and encodes 193 amino acids. The transcript has 2 exons. The record is from RefSeq and is a predicted model, not a curated record. NCBI's taxonomy places the organism in Eukaryota, Viridiplantae, Streptophyta, Magnoliopsida, Lamiales, Oleaceae.